This is a messenger RNA of Phycomyces blakesleeanus NRRL 1555(-), 1169 nucleotides long. RefSeq lists its product as hypothetical. Bases 1 to 1101 code for a protein of 366 amino acids. The record is from RefSeq and is a predicted model, not a curated record. Gene Ontology annotation, molecular function: FMN binding; oxidoreductase activity. Lineage: Eukaryota; Fungi; Mucoromycota; Mucoromycetes; Mucorales; Phycomycetaceae. The transcript has a single exon.
AUGGCUCUCUUUUCUCCCGUCAAAAUCGGUCACCAUUCUCUCAAGCAUCGCAUUGUCUUGGCUCCUUUGACUCGUUUCAGAGCCUCCAGCGAAGGUGUACCUACCCCUGAUAUGGCAACAUACUACGGACAACGUGCAACCAAUGGCGGCUUACUAAUCACCGAAGCCACAUUCAUUAGCCAACUUUCCGGUGGAUUCCCCAAUGCUCCCGGAAUCUACACAGCUGCUCAAAUUGAAGGUUGGAAACAAGUAACCAAAGAGGUCCAUUCCAAGGGUGGAGUAAUUUUUCUCCAAUUGUGGCAUCUUGGUCGCGCCUCGUCAUCGUCCAUGUUGCCCAAUAACGAACGUCCUGUAUCAGCCUCAGAAUUGGCUAUUCCUGGAAAAAACAGAUUUGGUGAGCCCAAUGAAGUACCCAGGGCAUUAACUCUCCCAGAAAUUCAUGCCACCACCCAAGACUACGUUAAGGCAGCCAAGAAUGCAUUAGAAGCUGGAUUUGAUGGGGUUGAAGUACAUUCUGCAAAUGGAUAUCUCUUGGAUCAGUUUAUCAACUCUUCUAGCAACAAGAGAACGGAUAUCUAUGGAGGUUCAAUCGAAAACCGAACUCGUUUCACACUUGAGGUUGUCAAGGCAGUAAGUGAAGCAAUCGGAGCUGACCGAACUGGUCUUCGAUUGUCACCAUGGUCAGAGUUCCAAGGCAUGGAGGAUGAGACACCCUAUGAAACCUGGGGAUAUAUCGUAAAAGAACUACAGACCAGACUCUCCGGUCUGUCAUACUUGCACAUUGUUGAGCCUCGAGUGAAGUUCUUCACAGACGAUCGGUCUACUGCUACCGAAACAUUGGAUCCUUUCCGUUCUGUGUGGAAGGGUGCAUUCAUCAGUGCUGGUGGCUAUACACUUGAUCCGGAGAAGGCCACAUCACACUCUGAAGCUACUGGUGAUCUUGUGGCAUUUGGAAGAGCAUUCAUCGCAAACCCUGAUUUAGUAGAAAGAAUACGCCAUCAAUGGAAAUUAACACCUUACGAUCGAUCAACGUUUUAUACCCCUGGCAAUAAGGGAUACACCGAUUACAAGAUUUAUGAAAAUAGACAAGCUUCGUUAUAAUUAUAUAUAUUGUAUACUAUUUUAAAAUGUAAAUCUACAAACAUAAAUUGUUAGUAUGUAUUUUAACG